Molecule: messenger RNA, 222 nt
Organism: Clunio marinus
Lineage: Eukaryota; Metazoa; Arthropoda; Insecta; Diptera; Chironomidae
Source: the annotation of a GenBank genome assembly
AUGAAGUUCAUGAACUGCUUGAAAGUUUAUUUUGUUUUGAAAGGAAUAGACAACAACGGAACUAUUUGCGGGGGUUUGCUUCAAGUUUGUCAUGAGUAUUCAGUGCAGACACACAACACAACAGAGCAUAAUUUAUCGCCCCCAGACUACGACAACUUACUCUUGAAAUGUAGAGCAGAGCUUGCAGAGAGAAAGUAUGUGGAAACAUUAGGGUAUUCCUAA